Molecule: messenger RNA, 1155 nt
Organism: Fraxinus pennsylvanica
Lineage: Eukaryota; Viridiplantae; Streptophyta; Magnoliopsida; Lamiales; Oleaceae
Source: the annotation of a GenBank genome assembly
AUGGCAAAUUUAUAUGCAACUACCAACAAUUCUUCUUCACCUGCAGAGCCCGAUGACAUUUCCCUUUUUCUCCAGAAGUUUCUCCUUCCUUCUUCUUCUUCAACUCUUAUACAGCAACAGUCUAUUGCUACAACCCAUGAUUAUGAUCCGGCAACUGCCCCGGUUUCGGAUCGGAUCCCCUUGCUCGAAUCAUCUUCGGGCUUGAAUUACUCGUCCUCUGGGUAUUUCCCGGUGAAUGCAGUGGCGAAUGUGUCGUCUUCUUCUGUUGGAACAGUGGAUAAUGACACUGAUGGAUAUGAGUAUGAUUGUGAAAGUGAGGAGGCUAUUGAAGCCUUGAUAGAAGAGGCACUGCCAAAGACAACAACACCCCGGAGUUCAUCGAAGAGAACUCGAGCAGCUGAAGUGCAUAAUUUGUCUGAAAAGAGGAGGAGAAGCAGGAUUAAUGAAAAAAUGAAGGCAUUGCAAAAUCUAAUUCCAAAUUCAAACAAGACGGACAAGGCUUCAAUGCUCGAUGAAGCAAUUGAGUACCUCAAGCAGCUCCAACUUCAAGUACAGAUGUUAACCAUGAGAAACGGAUUAAGCCUUUAUCCGGUGUCCCUCCCCGGGAUGCCACUGCCCAACCAAAUUUCCCAGAUGAGAAUGGGUAUUCAUCCGGGAAAUGGGUCCUUAAAUGUGAACAUGGAAAGUGAACAUCUUUUGAACCAAGAUUACUUAUCAAAUGCCCUAUUCAGUCUUCCGGAUAAUAGCGCUACACAUGCAUCAGCUGCUGAUUUCUCAACCAUGAUGGGUUCAAAAACUUCAUUUGAAUUGGCAUCCACUCCGUCUCGUCCUGGUCCCUUUCAAUUCUCCAGAUCUUCUAAAGGAAUGUGCAGGGACGAAGAUUUCCCUUUUCAACAAGUAAACAUAGACACAUCUGUGACUAGUUUCGGAGACUGCAGUAUAGGAGUGAAAACAUCUUCAAUUCCUUUCGACGCUCGACCAUCUGACUUAAAUGGCAAUACUCUAGAAGCAUGCUUCAUUGGAGGAGAACAGUUAGAAGGCGUGCGACAAGCAUAUUUGGUCCACAAUGCAGAUCUUUCAUCGCAGUUCAACCGAACACAAAUUGGAGGGAGAGCAUCUAAUGAUGAUAUCAAGAUUGAAAGCAACAAAUUGUGA